AUGUGGCGAGCAGUUGAAGACCCCCAACAGCAGGGCCCCGCUCGCGCCACCACCUCUCUCGGUCACCGCCCAGUACGCGUGGCCGUACCAGCAGCAGGCUCCCUGGUGGCGCCGUACAACUACUUCUUCAGGAGCCAGCCGGCGCACUACGCCGCCGCAGCGCCGCUUUCCCUGGCCGGCCACUACGCGGCAGCACCUGCGGCGCCGGCCUACGCCGCCCCGGCGCCCGCCUACGCCGCCCCCGCAGCCGCCUACGCCGCCCCCGCGCACGCCUACGCCGCCCCCCACGCCGCCUACGCCGCCGCGCCGGCCGCCUACUCCGCCGCCCCCGCAGCCUACGCCGCCUCCCCAGUCGGACCGUACGCGGCUGCACCCGCGGCUUUCGCCUCCCCUGCGGCAGCGGCCUACGCUAAGCCGGCAGCCGCGGGAUACGGCUACCUGGGCUGA
This is a messenger RNA of Schistocerca piceifrons (Central American locust), 447 nucleotides long. RefSeq names its product cuticle protein 16.5-like. Bases 1 to 447 code for a protein of 148 amino acids. The record is from RefSeq and is a predicted model, not a curated record. The transcript is spliced from 2 exons. NCBI's taxonomy places the organism in Eukaryota, Metazoa, Arthropoda, Insecta, Orthoptera, Acrididae.